GGCCGCGCCGAGACCGAGGGAGGGGCCGCGCCGCGGUCCAGAGCCAUUGGAGGACGCGGCCGCUCGGAGCUGAUAAAUAGGGGACCGAGUCGCGGCUGCGGGCCAAGUUGGACGCCCCGACCCGUGCUAGGGCCAGGUCAACGCCGGCCCCGCGACGCGAAGCGAGGGGAGGCGACCCGUGUGCGGCCAUGGCCUCGCUGCUGGGAGCCUACCCGUGGCCCGAGGGGCUGGAGUGCCCGGCCCUGGAGGCCGAGCUGUCGGAUGGUCUGUCGCCACCCGCCGUCCCCCGCCCCGCGGGGGACAAGGGCUCCGAGAGCCGUAUCCGGCGGCCCAUGAACGCCUUCAUGGUGUGGGCCAAGGACGAGAGGAAACGGCUGGCGGUGCAGAACCCGGACCUGCACAACGCCGAGCUCAGCAAGAUGCUGGGAAAGUCGUGGAAGGCACUGACGCUGUCCCAGAAGAGGCCGUACGUGGACGAGGCGGAGCGGCUGCGCCUGCAGCACAUGCAGGACUACCCCAACUACAAGUACCGGCCCCGCAGGAAGAAGCAGGCCAAGCGCCUCUGCAAGCGCGUGGACCCCGGCUUCCUCCUGAGCUCCCUCUCCCGGGACCAGAAUGCCCUGCCGGAGAAGAGGGGCGGCGGCCGGGGGGUGCCGGGGGAGAAGGAGGACAGGGGUGAGUACUCCCCGGGCACCACCCUGCCCAGCCUCCGGGGCUGCUACCAUGAGGGACCGGCUGGUGGCGGUGGCACCCCAGGCAGUGUGGACGCCUACCCGUACGGGCUGCCCACACCGCCGGAGAUGUCUCCACUGGACGUGCUGGAGCCGGAGCAGACCUUCUUCUCCUCCCCCUGCCAGGAAGAGCAGGCCCACCCCCGCCGCGUGGCCCACCUGCCAGGGCCCCCUUACUCGCCGGAGUACACCCCCAGCCCCCUGCACUGUAGCCACCCCCUGGGCUCCCUGGCCCUUGGCCAGUCCCUCAGUGUCUCUAUGAUGUCCACCGUCCCCGGCUGCUCCCCGUCCCCUGCCUAUUACUCCCCGGCCACCUACCACCCCCUCCACUCCAACCUCCACGCCCACCUGGGCCAGCUCUCCCCGCCUCCCGAACACCCUGGCUUCGACACCCUGGAUCAGCUGAGCCAGGUGGAACUCCUAGGGGACAUGGAUCGCAAUGAAUUUGAUCAGUAUUUGAACACUCCUGGCCACCCAGACUCUGCCGCGGGCACCGUGGCCCUCAGCGGGCAUGCCCCGGUCUCCCAGGUGGCACCAACGGGCCCCACAGAGACCAGCCUCAUCUCCGUCCUGGCUGAUGCCACAGCCACGUACUACAACAGCUACAGCGUGUCAUAGACACAGAGGCUCCGCGUCCAGCCUGGCCCCCGAGCCCUCUCGCUCCUGUGCCCCGGGAGGGGCAGAGAGCCUGUCAGCUCUAGCUCCAGCUUUCCUCCCCUUGCCCGGGGAGGUCCGACUGCCGGCCCAGAGCCUUCGGACCGAAACUGGACGGGGCUCUGCUGAUCAAUCUGAGGGCCCCUCUGUCCACUUCCCCACGGCCCCCUGCCCCAGCCUGCGUGUUGAGUGUAUUCCUUCAAAUGAGCUCUCGUCGGCUACACGCUGGGAAUACGGCCACCAGGUUGCUGGGAGAUGCCGUCUCCCUGUAGGGUGCUCACUGACCUCUUUCCUUGUCCCCGUCGUGGAGACACGUGGUGAUAAGCCAGCAGCAUUCGAACCUCUCCUGUUUCUGACCCGGCUGCACCUGGUCUUUCGGUCCCGCAGGUGAGAAGAGCCCCGGGCUGGGGUUCAGCCCCAGUUCUACUGUGGACGCUGGGGAGACACCAACACGCCCCCAGCCGCCCCGUCCCGUCCAUUCCCCCAUCCGUCAAGUGGGGGGACAGACUUCAUAGCGAAGGUCCCCUCUGCUGCACGGUCUUCUGGUUUAGGGUUCUCUCGGGCUAACUAAAGGCAGAUGGGGGAAUCAGACUCCUUAAUGAGAUGCUUAACGUGCAGCCUGGUUCCUGGCCCAAGGACACAAGGCUUCCCGUGCUUGCUGCCCUCCCUCCAAAAUGACCGUAGAUUUCCAAAAGGACUGUUCCAAUUUGAGAGAAAGCGCUCGUCCUGAUUUGGGAAAUUGGGGGGAUUCACCAGAGUGGUUAACCACUUCACUCAAAAUGAGAUUGGAUCCAAACUGCUUUCUUAAAUAUAUUUUCUUGCAUAAAUUCUUUCUUGCUGUACACAUGCUUCCGGGGAACUCGUGCUGUCCCAGUACAUGCGGUGGGCGUGCAUGAGACACGCCACUCCACACACACCCUCAGACAUGCGUCCGAGCAGCCUAAAUCAGGGAUAUUCCUAUGAACGCCGGCGACUUCUGACCACCCCCCUGUUCCUAUCGGCCCACACAGCCAGGGCACCUGAAAGGACUUAGCCACAAGGCAAGGUUGCUGUCUUCAAAUCUGGAAGUGCCGGUUUUUUAAGCAAAACUGCAGGACGUUCGGCUCUGCAGAUGCAAAAGGAGUUUCCCCCCGUGUGUCCUCCAGCUCCCACUCUCUCCCUUUCCUGGGAUUUCUUUUUCUCCUCUUCUCUCUCGCUCUUCCUCCACCCCCAAAUCAGUCCCUAACUCUCAGAGCCUCUGACUUGAAAUACCUGGCACACUUCCUCUGCUGUGAUGGGAAUCCCUCACCCUCACCAGCCUGUUGGUUCGUCAGGCAAAGUCCUCAGCCGAUGCUGAGCCCUGGCCGCACCCCAAAACCAUUUGCAUUCUUCCCCCAAACCUCCUUCGAAGGAACAUGCCUGACAGUGAGCUGCAAGACAGUUGUUUGUCUUUUGAUUUCAGCAUAUUAUUGCCUGUAAGAAAUAUGUGUUUUAUAUAUCCUCCUGUUAUUUUUCACCUUGUAUUUUGUAUUGUUGACAGAGAUCCUUGUUCUUCCCUUCCAAGAAGUCUUAUUGUACAAUCACUUAUAAGAUAUGAUUAAUCUGGAUGCUCUUACUGUGUAUGCCAUUUGGUAAUAAAUAGUGAAUGGUUGACGAUAUGAUGGACUGCUGCACAGUCCAGGAUGUGUGUUAAUAAUCUUGCAAAACAGUAUCACGGACAUUAAGCUAAACUGUUCCAUUUGGUGUUUUUUUUUUUGUUUUUGUAAGAACUGCACAGGCUUUGGAACGGUUGUGGAUAUCGAUUUGUUGGAAAUAUUUAAUUUAAAUAAAC
Messenger RNA from Microcebus murinus (gray mouse lemur), 3195 nucleotides. It is a transcript of the gene SOX7, whose product is annotated as SRY-box transcription factor 7. Gene Ontology annotation, biological process: cell differentiation; positive regulation of transcription by RNA polymerase II. Lineage: Eukaryota; Metazoa; Chordata; Mammalia; Primates; Cheirogaleidae. The record is from RefSeq and is a predicted model, not a curated record. Gene Ontology annotation, cellular component: nucleus. Gene Ontology annotation, molecular function: DNA-binding transcription activator activity, RNA polymerase II-specific; RNA polymerase II cis-regulatory region sequence-specific DNA binding.